UUUAAAUUUUUCAAGGGAUGAAAUUUUGCUCAAUAAUGACUUGACACUAUCAGAUAAUCCUCCACUUACUCAGAAUUUGUGUUAAUGGACCUGUUGUGGUGGUGACUUUUACCCUGUACAUUAAAUACAUUGGCAGGUAGUUUUUCAUUUAGUGGACUAGUCUCCGUCGAAAGACUUCAGUAGAGAGAAGUGUUUGUUCGUAAUGGAAAUCACAGAUUCAAAUCAACUGAUAUAUAUAUAUAGUAAUUGUCAAAAAUAUUUCAAAAACUGUCUUUACGGUCUCAAUCAUUGAAAGACGAUGAUUCCAACAAAAAUGCAGUUGUGGUAUCCAAAACAGUUAAUGGAUGCCAGCAGUAGAUCCGAUACGAAAUCCAGGCUGGAGAAUAAGAUUGUGGGAAAAAUGAAGGUGAAACAUUGCUACGAGAGGAAGUUAAGCCCGACUUUCUCGGAGAAAAGUGAAGAUGCUGAAAUGACAGUGGUGGAAUUCUUGAAAGAAGAUGGUAGUGGUGUUUCAAGCCGAACAAAUAGUUCUGAUGGAAGUGAUGGUGAGGUCAGUGAAAUUAUUUCACGUCAACAACAAGAUGAUGAAUAUUGUUCAAAAGGCAGGAAUAGAAGAUAUAACGCACAAGUGAAGAGGAGAGAAGACCUUCCUGACGUGACCGAUUUCAUUGAUUUCCAUUAUUGGACAAGGGAGGUGAUAUGUUGUGGUACAAUUUAUCGGGGGAGAUGUGGAGAAACCCUUUCCGAUCCGAGAUUCUUAAGACCAUGCGGAGCAGCGCUCAAAAGUAGCCAGCACGAGACAAAGGAGAUCGACAACGAUGAUUCUUAUAUUAAUACAGGUAGCUCUUCCGAGACCAGUAGCUGUAAUACUUCAGAUUCAGGAGAAGAUGAAUAUUUAAACCGAGGAAUGAGUAGAACAGAAAACCAAAACUCUGAGCUGGAUGGAAAUUCAAUAUGAAGUAAUUGGAUAGUGCAAUAGAGAAUUAUAAUGAUGAAAGAUUGAUGCACAAAAUUUCAUUGAUUUCUGACUUGUCUAGAUCAGUUUUCUUAGCUGCGGAAAUCAUGAAAUCAAUAUGAUUUUGCUAAUCUUACGUUUGCAAUAACACAAAAAUUUUCGUUCUUCCGUACAAUUGUUUAUAGAUAUAUUUAUUCCUGUCAAUAUUUGAUUUUGUAUC
Messenger RNA from Coccinella septempunctata (seven-spotted ladybird), 1175 nucleotides. Its product is annotated as SIN3-HDAC complex-associated factor-like. NCBI's taxonomy places the organism in Eukaryota, Metazoa, Arthropoda, Insecta, Coleoptera, Coccinellidae. Gene Ontology annotation, biological process: negative regulation of cell migration. The record is from RefSeq and is a predicted model, not a curated record. The coding region runs from base 299 to 958 and encodes 219 amino acids. The transcript has 3 exons.